This is a messenger RNA of Mesorhabditis belari, 693 nucleotides long. Lineage: Eukaryota; Metazoa; Nematoda; Chromadorea; Rhabditida; Rhabditidae. The record is from the annotation of a GenBank genome assembly.
AUGCCUUCUGGUGUGGCUCUAUUAGUGAAUAUCACGUUGAAUUCUUUUCGAUUACUUUCAAUGGAUCAAAAAGAGGAAACGAUUCAAUUCCAGAAUGAGUUUUUGAUGCUCUUCGUCGGAGACUUGAAACAAGCCUGGACCGGGAAUUUCUCUCAAAUUCGAUACAGUAUCUACCUACAACGGGAACCAGUUUACUAUAUAAUGGUUAUACAAAUUCCAACAUUUAUCAUCGGCACAAUCACGAUCUUUGGCCUAUUCUCAUCAUAUUCUCAAAGAAUGGAACGAUGGCAUAUUCUAGACAUUGGACAAAACAUGUUAUUGGCGAUCUCCUACAUGCUUAAUUUGAUUUCGGACAUGAUGCCGAAAACAGCACAGCUGCCGCUUUUAGGAAAUUACAUCAUUGCUGAGAUUUUUGUGUGCGCAAUUGGGAUGCUUAUCUCGAUUGUGAUAUUGGAGUUUCACGCAAGGGCUGAUCAAAGGAAUUGGAGACCGCCAGAUUGGCUCUGCAAAAUCGUGCUCUUCUCUUGUCGUCGAAUGAAAGUCAAGGCAUUAGCACAGCCGGAUCCAGUUCGAAAACGAACAAUCCCAAUUACAAAAAUUGAUGAUGAAGUGGCUGACAUGUUGAAAGUCUUCACCUUGUUCGAGAUUUCAUGGAAAGAGACGAUGCUGAGCAUGAAUGGAAAUUGUUAUGGG